UGCACAGCAGGACCGCUCGUGUAUUGUACAAGGCACAACAUACCUGACUCCUGGAGUAACACAAACAAGGAGCCAGGAUUUGACAGAAGUAGAGUCCUUUCUUCUCAUUACUGAUCUCUCGUCGAUUCGGAUUCAGCGAUGUGAUAUUGUGGGUGGGGUAUCGUCCCCUUGCUCUCGUCUUAUUUGAAAAGGCGACUGGGGAAGAAGCAUGGGGAAUCAGGUUGAAAAAUUGACUCAUUUAAGUUACGAGGAAGUUCCAACCGCGGAUCCGAACGGCUUUGACACCGAGGAGGACGGUCCACGCAUCGGGGUGUCUUAUAUUUUCUCAACCGACGAUGACGAGCUCGAUGAUAACGGGGGAAUAGACAAGGACCAAAACCAGGAGGAGCAGCACUACGACAAGCGCAACGAGAUCGAGUGCGCAGUGUUCAGACGAGACGAAUGCAUUUAUGAGAAAAGCUCCAAGGCGGUUGACAUGGGUACGUAUUCUCCCGAGAAUCUGUUGAAUAAGUGCAAGCCAGGUGACUUGGUGGAGUUCGUGGCAACCGGCCAAUAUCCCCACUGGGCUGUGUACGUGGGAGACUUUCAGGUUGUUCAUCUGCACAGAGCCGAGGUAAAGAACAGCUUUUUGACCGAUGCCAGUCAAGGUAGAAGGGGUAGGAUUGUGAACGAUCUGUAUAAAUUAAAACCGCUGAACCCUGACGUGGUGGUGCAGAGUGCCCUGGAACAAGUCGGAGUGAAAGAGCGGGAGCUGAGUUGGAGAAACUCGGAAUGUUUUGCCGCUUGGUGUAAAUUUGGAAAGCGCGAGUUCAAAAUCGGGGGCGAGAUAAGAAUCGGAAAGCAGCCUUACAGGUUGAAAAUACAACUGUCUGAGAAAAAGAACCACGUCCUGGAAUUUCAGAGUCUGGAGGACUUGAUCAUGGAAAGGAGGCGAAAUGAUCAGAUUGGAAGGGCUGUCGUGAUCCACGAGCUAGCGAACCAUCUCAACUGCGUGGAGGAAAUCAGAAACGAACACCUUGCCAACUGAUGGAAUCGAAGUGUUGUGCAACGUGAUGUUUAAUAACGAACUUUCUGGACCGUUCUUACCAAAUCAUACCCCAGAUGCGCGUAAAUGUUUGUAUUUGUACAGAAGCAAUUUUGUACUUUGCUUAAAUGAACCGCUGAACGUCAUGCGUAAUGCUGGUAACUGGCCUUAUAAUGCUGUAAGCAAGCAUUUAUAAAUAUUCAUAGCACCUUAUGAUAACAGACAAAAGAUUGGAAUAGUUAUGUUAUGAAGGCAUUAUGUAGCAUUUACUGUACAAAGGUGCCAUUUUUGGUACUUCAUGUAAAGCACUACCAAAUCUCACCCUUGUACUUUGUGUCCUACAGGCCUACAGUAUUUUUUUCUCCUUUAUUACGUUUUACAUCACAAUUUCCUUUUUUGUACUGUCUAGCAUCACAGCUUC
Messenger RNA from Megalops cyprinoides (Indo-Pacific tarpon), 1445 nucleotides. It is a transcript of the gene lratd2a, whose product is annotated as LRAT domain containing 2a. Bases 209 to 1027 code for a protein of 272 amino acids. The transcript is spliced from 2 exons. NCBI's taxonomy places the organism in Eukaryota, Metazoa, Chordata, Actinopteri, Elopiformes, Megalopidae. The record is from RefSeq and is a predicted model, not a curated record.